UCUGGGAGCUGCAAAGACGCCCCCGCGGCCAAGGCCGAAAGGGGAAGCGGGGAGGCCGCAGGGGUGUCAGCGCCCUCGGGUGUGGAGAGAGGACGCCGAUUCCCCCGGACGUGGUGAGGCGCGCAUCGUCACUCACACGGUUCCGCGGGCCCCGGGGGGUGCCUGGCUCUGCUCCGGACGCUUUUCGAGAAAAGUCCGUGUCAGCUUGGCGGGUACAUGACCCUAAGUGGGAGGGGGACCCUUCAGUAGAGGGAGCCCUGGAGGAUUCCUGGGCCCCCACCCAGGCAAGGGGCUCAUCCACUGGAUCGAAGAGGCCUGCGUGUGCUGGGGAGGGAGAACUUGAGUUCGGAUCCCUUCGCAGCUCGGAGCCUCACUUUGCCGCUUUGUGAAAUGAACACAGUAACAGUCCCCACUGUCCGGGGAAGUUGGCAAUACUUAAUAGCACUUAAUAAACCGCUUAGGGCGGUGUAGACAGUGAUGCAGGCUUAGCCUGGCCGGGGAACGGGACGCGGGAGGGCCGGGAGCAGCCCCCGGGGUCGUCAGUCCGCCACCGCCGCCCCACUGCUUUAGCUUGGAAAUUCCGGAGCUGCAGCGGCCAGCGAGGACGGCGACCCUGCUCGGGCCAGACACCCUCAGUCCGGAAAUACCUCAGCCCUCGUUCCGGAGGGGAAAGCGCGAGGUUUCCCGGAAAGCAGCGCCGCCCCUUGGCCUCUAGGUGGCCAGCGUUUAUAAAGGACCGCGCGCCUCACGCCUCCCAGUCGGCGCUGAGCUCCUCUGCGCCUCGGGGCUGCAACCUCUGCCUUGCUAUGGCUCCCAGCGGCCCCCGGCCCGCGCUGCCUGCGCUUCUGGUCCUGCUCGCCGCUCUGCUCCCAGGACCUGGCGAUGCCCAGACGUCUGUGUCCCCCCAAGUGGUCAUCCUGCCCCGGGGUGGCUCCGUGCUAGUGAACUGCAGCAGCUCCUGUGAUCAGAGCCCCUUCUUGGGCCUGGAGACUCCGUUGACUAAAAGGGAGGUGCUCCCAGGUGGGAACAACUGGAAGAUGUUUGAACUGAGCAAUGUGCAAGAAGACAGCCAGCCAAUAUGCUUUUCAAACUGCGGUGGUAGACAGUCAACAGCUAAAACCUUCCUCACCGUCUACUGGACUCCAGAACGGGUGGAGCUGGCACCCCUCCCUGCUUGGCAGCCGGUGGGCGAGAACCUUACCCUACGCUGCCAGGUGGAGGGUGGGGCACCCCGGGCCAACCUCACCGUGGUGCUGCUCCGUGGGGAAGAGGAGCUGAGCCGGCAGCCAGUCCCUCAGCUGGGGGAGCCCGCUGAGGUCACGGUCACGGUGUUGGCAGGCAGAGAUGAUCACGGAGCCAAUUUCUCGUGCCGCACUGAAUUGGACCUGCGGUCCCAAGGGCUGGAACUGUUUGAGAACAUCUCGGCCCCCCACCAGCUCCAAACCUUUGUCCUGCCAGAGACUCCCCCACAACUUCUCGGCCCCUGGGUCCUGGAGGUGGAUACGCAGGGGACCGUGGUCUGUUCCCUGGAUGGGCUGUUUCCAGUCUCGGAGGCCCAGGUCCACCUGGCGCUGGGGGACCAGAAGCUGAACCACACAAUCACCUAUGGCUUCGACUCCCUUUCGGCCAAGGCCUCGGUCAAGGGGACUGCAGAGGAGGAGGGCACCCAGCGGCUGUUUUGUGCAGUAAUACUAGGAAAUCAGAGCCAGGAGACGCGGAAGACAGUGACCGUCUACAGCUUUCCAGUACCCAAAGUGAUUCUGUCGGAGCCUGAGGUCUCAGAAGGAACCGAGGUGAUCGUGAAGUGUGAGGCCCACCCCAGAGCCAUGGUGAUGCUGAAUGGGGUCCCAGCCCAGACGCUGGGCCCACGGGCCCAAUUACGGCUGAAGGCCAGGCCCGAGGACGAUGGACGCAACUUCUCCUGCUCUGCAACCCUAGAGGUGGCCGGACAGGUUGUACACAAGAACCAGACCCGGGAGCUUCGUGUGCUGUAUGGCCCCCAGCUGGACGAGAAGGAUUGUCCGAGAAACUGGACGUGGCCAGAAAACUCCCAGCAGACUCCGACAUGCCAGGCUUGGGGAAAUCCCUCACCCCAGCUUAAGUGUCUAAAAGAUGGCACUUUGGCACUGCCCAUCGGGAAAUCAGUGACUGUCACACGGGAUCUUGCGGGCACCUACCUCUGUCGGGCCACGAGCACUCGAGGGGAGGUCACCUGCGAGGUGACCGUGAACGUGGUGAACUUGCCCUCCCCCCAGUAUGUGAUGGUCGUCAUCGCUCUAGUGGUGACUGCAGCUGUCCUGGGCACCGCAGGCAUUGCCAUCUACCUCUAUAACCGCCAGAGGAAGAUCAGGAAAUACAGACUCCAACAGGCUCAAAACGGGACCCCCAUGAAACCCAUCACACAAGCCACGCCUCCCUGAACCUACCCCAGGACGGGGCCUCUUCCUCGGCCCUCCCAUCUGGUGGUAGUGGUGCCACACAGAACAGAGUGGCAGACGUAUGCCAUACAGCUACACCCCGUGGCCCUGGGAUGCCAGAGGGCAGGGCAUUGGUCUCAGUCAGAUGCAGAUGGCAUUUGGGGCCAUGGCACCUGCUGCACACCGAAAACACUAGGCCAGGCAUGUGAUCCGCAGUCACGUGACUAAGCCAAGAGGAAGGGGCAAGACUCAAGAUGUGACUGUGAUGGACGUCAAAGUCUAGCCUGGCGAGAGGGGAAGGGGUGGGGGAAACAUACCCCUACCACAAGGACACACAGCCAGGAAAUACUGAAAUUCGCUGGCCAUGGGGUAUGCUAACGCCCCAUAGCCCUACGGAAGAAGUGGCUCUGCACAGACACGUGUCGCAUCAAAACAUAAAUGCCCGCACUUCCUGACAGAUGCCAGCUUGGGCACUGCUGUCUAUUGACUGUCCCCAACCCUUGAUAUGUAUUUAUUCAUUUUUUAUUUUACCAGCUAUUUAUUGAGUGCUUUUUAUGUAGGUUAGGAUGGCAAACAAGAUGAACAUAGGUCUCUGGCCUCACGGAGCUCCCAGCCACAGUCACAUUCAGGGUCACCAGGUACAGUUGUACAGGUUGUACACUGCACAAGAAUGCCUGGCAAAAAGAUCAAAUGGGGCUGGGACUUCUCGUUGACCAACCUGCCUUUCCCCAGAAGGAGUGAUUUUUCUAUUCGGCACAAAAGCACUAUAUGGACUAGUAAUGGUUACAGGUUCAGAACUGGAGCGACCCCGUGAGGCCUUACUCCCUCCCCUCAAAAACGGACACCUUUGUUAGCCACUCCCCACCCACA
Messenger RNA from Sapajus apella (tufted capuchin), 3287 nucleotides. It is a transcript of the gene ICAM1, whose product is annotated as intercellular adhesion molecule 1. Gene Ontology annotation, biological process: cell-cell adhesion. The record is from RefSeq and is a predicted model, not a curated record. NCBI's taxonomy places the organism in Eukaryota, Metazoa, Chordata, Mammalia, Primates, Cebidae. The transcript has 7 exons. Gene Ontology annotation, molecular function: integrin binding. Gene Ontology annotation, cellular component: membrane. Bases 807 to 2420 code for a protein of 537 amino acids.